AUGAAUAAUUUUUUCCUUGACGGGUGUUACAGCGUGAAGACAGAUAUCCUUCCAGACGGAGCUAAGAGUCAACUCUACAUCGCCAACGUAGGUUCCACAGAUUCCGGUAAUUACAGCUGCUCUCUGGGUGAGGACACCAUGACUUGGGUAUCUGUUGCAGUGAUUACAGGAGAGACACCGGCCGCUAUGCAGCAUGGAUCUGCAGCAACUGCAGCUAAUCUCGGACUACUUACACUGCUAUCUGCUGUCCUGUCUGCAAUCCGCUAA
Nezara viridula (southern green stink bug) is the source of this 267-nucleotide messenger RNA. NCBI's taxonomy places the organism in Eukaryota, Metazoa, Arthropoda, Insecta, Hemiptera, Pentatomidae. The record is from the annotation of a GenBank genome assembly.